AUGGCGCUGAAGAGAAUCAAUAAGGAACUUGGUGAUUUGGCCCGUGACCCUCCAGCACAAUGUUCUGCAGGUCCAGUUGGGGAUGAUAUGUUCCACUGGCAAGCCACCAUCAUAGGACCUAAUGACAGCCCCUAUCAAGGCGGUGUAUUCUUUUUGACCAUUCAUUUUCCUAGAGACUACCCCUUCAAGCCACCUAAGGUUGCCUUUACAACAAGAAUUUAUCAUCCAAAUGUUAACAGUAAUGGCAGCAUUUGUCUCGAUAUUCUAAGAUCACAGUGGUCUCCUGCUUUAAGUAUUUCUAAAGUUCUUUUAUCCAUUAGUUCACUGCUAUGUGAUCCAAACCCAGAUGACCCCCUGGUGCCAGAGAUUGCACGGAUCUAUAAAACAGACAGAGAAAAGUACAACGAAAGAGCUCGGGAAUGGACUCAGAAGUAUGCCAUGUGAUGCUGCCUUAAAGUCAGAAAAACCUGCGUUCUAGCUGGAAUGCACUUUAAAUCACUGUUC
Molecule: messenger RNA, 504 nt
Organism: Sorex fumeus (smoky shrew)
Lineage: Eukaryota; Metazoa; Chordata; Mammalia; Eulipotyphla; Soricidae
Product: ubiquitin-conjugating enzyme E2 D2-like
Exons: 1
Coding region: 1-444 (147 amino acids)
Biological process (GO): ubiquitin-dependent protein catabolic process; protein polyubiquitination
Cellular component (GO): nucleus
Molecular function (GO): ubiquitin conjugating enzyme activity
Source: RefSeq, a predicted model, not a curated record